Messenger RNA from Xiphophorus couchianus (Monterrey platyfish), 3211 nucleotides. RefSeq names its product arrestin domain-containing protein 17-like. Gene Ontology annotation, cellular component: plasma membrane; cytoplasm. The transcript is spliced from 6 exons. The record is from RefSeq and is a predicted model, not a curated record. Gene Ontology annotation, biological process: protein transport. NCBI's taxonomy places the organism in Eukaryota, Metazoa, Chordata, Actinopteri, Cyprinodontiformes, Poeciliidae. The coding region runs from base 432 to 1352 and encodes 306 amino acids.
UGAAUCUUUAAACUUUGAUUUGUUUUCUCCACCUUUUUGUUUACAAUAACUACAUAAUACAUAUAUAAACUGGUCUACUAUUGACUGACUGAUUCUUUGUACCAACUGAUUCUUGCUAGAACAAAAAGAAACUUGCACACAUGCUAAACAUCAUCCCCUUGCAUAUUCACUUAAACUAAUGUAGCCUUCACCAUCCUGGCUAGAGUUACCUCUGUGAAAAGGACACCUGCAGGAUUGAUUACGUGAUCUGUUCUGAGACAGUUACCAGUUCUGCACUGCAGUCUAUUGUUCCAGUAUCACCAGUAUCCCUAUUUAUCAAAGAGAGGUCAUCUUCCUAGUUUUAACUCAGUUUAAGCUGUCAGGAGAAAGUAUUUAAGCGCAUAGAUCUUUUAUCACAGGGCUUUGCAUCAACUGUCGGAUGUUGUCCUAUCAUGACUGUGAAGCAUUUCUCAGUGGAGUCUGACAGAGUGAAGGACCAAGGCACCUACUCCCCAGGGGACAUUCUUUCUGGAAAAGUAACUGUGGUAACCACCAAGGAGAUCAAAGUGCAGAGCCUUUUGGUCCGAGCUAAGGGAAAGGUUAAGGUGAUUUGGUAUGAACAAGAAGGACAAAACUCUGUUGUUCGGAGCAACAAGAAGAAAUACUUCUAUUUUGAGCAUAUAAUUCUUCAGGAUAAAAACAAGGGAGAUGGUUCAGAAAUCAUGGGUGCUGGGAUGAAAGUUUUUCCAUUCAGUUUUGUGAUUCCAAGCAGAGACAUGCCCUCAUCUUAUAAAGGCAAAUGUGGUGAGAUCAAAUAUAGUUUGCGAGCUCAUUUGACUCAAUCAAUUUGGCUUGUACACAAAACCAAGACUGAGUUUCCCUUUCUAACCAGCUCUGAGUUUCCUUUUGCCUCCAAAUCAGAAAUGAUAAUCAUUGGGCUGAAGGAGCAACAGCAUGCAACCAGGAUUUCGUUUUGUGGCUCUGGGAAGGUUACUAUGAAUGUGACCUCUGAAAAAAUGGGCUUAAAGCAAGGAGAGGCAAUGGGAGUCUUUGUGGAGGUACUCAAUGAGUCUGCACACUCUGUAACACCAAAGUUCUACCUGUGUGAGAAGCUAACCUUUGUGGCCCAUUCAAAGAAGAAAGUGGAAACAAAGGACAUCUUGUUCGGGAUAGGAGACGCUGUUCCAGCUGAGAGCAGUCACACUGUAACCAAAGUAUUGAUCAUCCCUCCACACCUUCCUGCUACCUUCUUCAACUGCAGCAUGAUGAAUCUGGAGUACAGAAUCAAGAUCACUCUUGGUGUCCCUUUGCUGAGAGACGCAGAAAUUAAACUUCCUCUGGUCAUCCUCCAGGGUUCGCCAAAACAUCUUUAACAAAAACCAAAAAGAUCCAUCUGGUUUAGAAAACCUCCUGAUUAAAAGAACAUUCAUGAGCAAGAAGAAAAGGGUAUAAAUACGUACUUUACUUUCAGGUAGUAAUGCAGGGUCUAUGGCCAUGUAUGUAGGUAUUGAUAUUUUUGUAACUUGUUUACAUUACUUACAAGAAUGAUUUCUGUUGCUGUCUAAACUUGAAAUGCUGUUCAACGCUAUAGUGUGCAUGUCCACUAGAUGGAGAUGUCUGCCAUAGUAAAGUAAUGGUAGCAUGUUUAACUUAAGUGAUUUUGUUGAAAAUCUAGACCUGUUUUGUUGUUUUGAUAUGUGUUAUAAAUCACUGGUAUAUCCCACAUAAAACAUCAAAAAUACAAACUUGGGUAAAAGUAAAUAAUUCCGUUUUACUUGGGUCAAAAACCAAAUAUCACAUUUUUAAAGAGGAAAAUGUGCAGAGCAAUCCGAUCUCAAUUGAAAAACGGAACCAUGCGUUUUGGGGAUAAUUUAUCCAAAUAACCAAAAUAUAUGAUUUUUGAAAAGAAACAUUUAACUAUUUAAUGAAUUAAUUUGAAAAUGCAAAAGAUUGGGGUAGGUCCAAUGCCUCCAAUGCAAAAGUAUUCAUAAAUAUUUCCAAUAUGUUUGUGUAUCAAUAUGCUUCAUUGGGAAUUCUUUUGACAGAAAUGUCAAGAAUAGACUUUUGGAGAAUUUAAUCUCCAAAUCUCAGGUAGAAUCUGUGAAAUUGAAAGGACAAAUGUGCCCUUUCUAUAAAUGUGGCAAUAUGAAAACAAUUGUUGAAAGAAAGGCAGAGAUGUUUUGGUUGCAUCAAUUUUUUCUGGCCUAAAUAAAGAAUGCAUAUAUAGUUAAGAGAAAAACUAACACAGCACAUUGCCCUGAACACAACAUCCCAACUGCAAAACAUUGUGUUGGGAGAGUCACACAGAGGGGAUGCUCUUUGUCAGCUGGGAUAUUGAAGCAGGUCAGAGAGUUGAUGAGGUGAUGGAUGGAUGGAUCUAAAUUGAGACAAUAAGAAAACCAAUUAGAUGAUGUAAAUGAUUUGAGACUAAAGCAGAGGUUCACCUCUCAGUAGGAUAAUUAAAAUGAAUAAUAUGCAAUUAAGAUACAAUAGUUUCUUGUGAAAUGAUUUGAACUUACAUGUCCUUUCGCUACAUAUGGACCAGCAUCCAAUUUCAGACACUGAUUGGGAGCCAAAUUGGAGUUACUGCCUUGCUCGUAGGCUCUUUAAAGCAGUAAAGGAGGCUGGAACUGAUCCCUCAACUUCUGCCUACCAGAUAGUCAUCAUCUUGUGUCUUCAUACUGACCCACAGCUGCCCUAUCAUAAAAUCUGAAAAGUUUUGCAAGGCACAUUUUAGGAAAAGAAUCCACUUGAUCAGUUGGGUGUACACACAAAAGUGUCAAUUUAGCUUAAACUAACUUUUUAUCUAGAAACUCAAUGUAACAUGACAUCUUUCUACAACACAUAUGGAAACUAUUACAGAUAAUACCUCUACAGAACCUUCUCAGUCUUUAAAGGAACCAGGUGUUCUUUUAACUUACUGGUUAAAAGAACAUUCAUAAGCAAGAACAGUUCAAGUCAUUAAGUUGAAUAAGUCAUCUGACUUAUUCAUACAUACGAAACUAUUUGUUUACAAGUAUAAAACAGAAGAUGAAAUAAAAACAGCUGUUGUGAAAUGACAUGUACAGGCAUAUAGACAAAUACACCCAGAGGUGAAAUUAAUAAGUUCAUCUAAGUCCAAAUGAUGUGAUCUGUCAUUCAUAUCACCAGUGUAAAUGAUAAGGUCACAUUUUUCACAUGUAUCUGGUUAGACAAUAAAAGUGUACAUUCACUGAAUAAAAAGAUAUACACA